Messenger RNA from Chaetomium strumarium, 1344 nucleotides. RefSeq names its product DNA-binding protein. Bases 135 to 1151 code for a protein of 338 amino acids. The transcript is spliced from 2 exons. Gene Ontology annotation, cellular component: zeta DNA polymerase complex. The record is from RefSeq and is a predicted model, not a curated record. Lineage: Eukaryota; Fungi; Ascomycota; Sordariomycetes; Sordariales; Chaetomiaceae.
GUUUCUGUAUCAAUUCAUUACUUGUGGCCCCUUCUUUUACCUUUUUCCAUUCGUACCUUCUUUCUUAGAUUAUCCUUGUUUUACUUCUACCCUUUUUCAUCUACACGAGCAAAACGACCAAUCCAGUCCGCACAAUGCCGCCACAACCAGAGGCCAACCCCAGCACAGCGAUAGAAUCGUCGCUCCCCAUCGACCACUCGCACAUCCUCCUCACCUCCUUCAACUCUUUCCUCAUCGUCGCCAUCCACAACAUACUUUACUACCGCAACAUCUACCCACCGGCAACCUUCCUGUCCACCAAAGCCUACAACCUCCCAGUCCACCAGAACCGCCACCCGAAGGUCUGCGCCUGGAUUCGCGACGCCGUCGACGCCGUCAACGUCCAGCUUUCCGCCGGACAUGUCUCGCGCAUAGCGAUCGUGAUUCACAGCCCCCUAGACCAAUCCUUCGGGGGCACUUCACGCCACCACCCCCCCAGCUCACCCCGCUCCUCCGAUGACAUCUCCUCCUCUCCCUUGGCAUCAUCAACAAGCACGAGCACUAGCCCCACCUCGCAGGAAAAAACAACAGCGGACACCAUCCCGCCCGGCGCGGUGCUCGAGCGCUGGCUGAUCGACACGUCGCGCUUCCCGGCAUGGCCGACGUCGGCGACGAGCAAGUCGGCGACAGCCACCUCCAAAGCGAUGCACGACUUUGCGCGGGUGCUCGCCAAUGGCUCGCGCUCCGAGGAGGCGCACGAGCGGCACCUAGUGGCGGACGAGGCGUCGACGCUGCGCUGGCCCGAUCUCGACGAGCAGCUGCGCGGGGCGCUGCGGCGGAUGGCGUCCACGGCCGAGGGCAUGGGGCCGUUGCCUGUCCAAGGGUGCACGUUUACUGUUGCUGUGGAGUUGCAGGAUGAGGGGCGGGCUCCUAUAGGUCACCCGCAGGCUUGGAUACCCUCAGAACCUAACCUGCAGCCUGCGAGCAAGGGGGGAAAGGAGAUAAGCGGAGAGGAUAUAGGCGGGGUGAGGACACGGCCGAUACGGGCGGUGGAGGCGGGGCCGUUGUUCUUCGAGUGCUGGGUGGAGGAAGGGAAGGCGAAAGAGGUCCUGAUGAGGAUGAAGGGGAAGGAGAAGGGGCCAAGUACUCAGGGGUCGACGCAGCCAUACUGACCUUCCGUCUUCGAUGCAUGAUCAUGAUACCUAUGAUACCCCAAUGAUGGACACAACCUGAGAAGACCCCCGGGAUCUUCCUCCGUGUUGAUGCGUCCUAUGCUCUGAAACGGGAUAUCAAGCUGCGUGCCAAAAACUGAAACAUCAAGAAUACAAUUCCCCCGACGUUGCUCUCGGAGGCAGAGCCUUACUC